Messenger RNA from Alligator sinensis (Chinese alligator), 1799 nucleotides. RefSeq names its product coiled-coil domain containing 151 (gene ODAD3). Gene Ontology annotation, biological process: outer dynein arm assembly; cilium movement. Gene Ontology annotation, cellular component: cilium. NCBI's taxonomy places the organism in Eukaryota, Metazoa, Chordata, Crocodylia, Alligatoridae. The record is from RefSeq and is a predicted model, not a curated record.
GUGCCGGGGGCAGCCCCCCCCCUUCUUUGACCCACUACUGGGCUGUCCCGGGGCGCCCCUGCUGGCCCCCGCCGCCUCCAUGCCGGCGACACUGGACCCCGCCGGGGUGAAGGGCUCAGUGCCCCAGCAGAUCUCGGAGCUGCAGAGCAAGAUCCAGUUGCUGGAGGGUGACCGCAAGGCCUUCUAUGAGAGUGCCCAGGGCACUGUGCAAAGGAACCGGGAAACGGCGCUGUGUCUGCGCCGCGACAACAAGCAGUUACGCAAGAGACUGGCAGAUGUCCUGGUGGGAGAUGAGAAGCUCAUCAGAGAAGUGUUCCAGGACCGGGCAGCAGACAAGGCUGCAAUGAAGAACAAAACUGGAGAUGGUGCAGCAGAGCUGCUGCAACACCGCCUUGCAGAGCAGCGGAACCGGUUGAACUUGUUGCGGCAUCAGACUGGAACACGGAGGCAGCGCCUGGCCCAGCUGCAGCUGCAAUGGGAUGCCCGGGUGCGGGAGGAGCCACACCAGCCUAAUCCUGCCACAGUGCUGCGGGGACUGGAGAACCGGCUGGAGAAAGCACAGCUGAAGGUGGAGGAGGCGGCACGCGUGGGUGCCCUGUACUUGCAGCUCAAGGCGCACAUGCAGGAGCAGAGCCGGAGCAGGGGACCCCGGCUGGAUGCACUGGAGGCCGAGGUCCGGCACCUGCGGCAGCAGCUUUGUGACCUACAGGGCACCAGGGCUGAGGCCCAGGCUGCCCGCGAUGCUGCACGGGAGCAGCUGGCUGUGCAGGAAGCGGAGGCACUGCGGGGACGGCAGAAUCGGGAGCAGGCACUGGCGGAGCUGCGGCGCCAGGCUGAGGAGCGGCGGGCACAGGCUGAACGCCCUGAGCGCCGGGUGCCACGGGAGCGGGGAUCAGUGCCAGGCGAGGAUGUGGCAGCCAGCGGAGGGGCAGGGGCCACAGGGCCCUCUCCCGGAACUGCUCAGCGCCUACUCGGUGCCCAGGAGACUUUCGACAAGGUUAAGGCAGCCACUGGUGUGGCCCGUGCCCAGGAUGUGCUGGCACGGUUCCGGGAGCAGGAGGCGACACAAAGACGAUUGCGACAGCUGGGCCAGGCCCAGGCCAAGGAGCUGGAGCGGCGGCAGGUGCAGGCAGCUGAGCUCCAGGCCAAACGCCAGGCCCUGGCCUACUCAGGGGAUGCCCAACACACAGGAGCCCAGCAGCUGCUGAGGGAACUGCAGGGCCAGCUACGGGAGGCCGAGGGGCGGCGCGAUGCAACGCGGCAGCGGCUGGAGGGGGCUACGAAGGUGCUGCUGGCAGCUGGCGCUGGCUUGGAGCACCUGGCCAGCAAGGUGCAGCAUCUGCCCCUGGAGAGCGGGCACUGGGCAGAGCCACUGCCCCCACCAGGCUCCCGUGAGCACCUGCCUGAGCUGCUGGGGCGCACAGCGAAGCGGCUGCAGCAGCUGCAGGAAGCACUGGAGGGGCAUGAUCAGACCGCGCUGUGUCAAGCUGUGGCCCAUGAAGAGUUCCAGGCCCAGCUGGAGGGGUGUCUGCCCAGUGCCAAUGUCCGAGUGGCCCUGCCCAGCCCCCGCAAGCCAGAUGCCUACUAUGAGGAGGAGGCAAGUGGGGAGGAUGAAGCUGAGGUGCUGACCCGUGCUGCCCUCAAGCGCCAGGCGCAGCAGAUCCUGGAUGCCCGUGGCCCGCGCCGCCCCCCCGGGCCCCGCCACAAGGAUCCCAAGGCUUAGUGGCCCCCUGCCCUGGGGUCAUGAGGCAAAAGUCAAGGUGGUGGUAGGAGGAAUAGAGCCCUAGAGCCCACUCUGC